Cylicocyclus nassatus is the source of this 345-nucleotide messenger RNA. Lineage: Eukaryota; Metazoa; Nematoda; Chromadorea; Rhabditida; Strongylidae. The record is from the annotation of a GenBank genome assembly.
GUUCUGCUGAUAAGAAAGGCAGACAGAAAUUCACAACAUGUUAUCAAAAAAGCCACGAUUUCCGGAGAGGAAUGUGUUUUGGGCAUUAAUUCAUCAAGCCUUGAGCGAAAGAGUUUAUGUCAGUUCGACCAGAAUGAAAAUUUUCAAUCAUAUCUUCUUGUUACUCACCAUAUUAGUGGUUUUCUCUGCUGUGGUUGCUGAAGCCCGUAUAACCCGUGGCCACGUAUGCCGUCCACUCAGUGAAGAAGAUAUCCGGAAGUGGUUAAAAUCUAGACAAGACAAACUUAAACUUAGAACGGGACAUUGACACUUCGUGCUCGAUUGUCGAUAAACUUUGGCAUUGUG